AUGCACCGUUACGCCGAAGCACUCGACGCUUACAAAGUGGCGGUCGCGUUGGAUCCGAACGAUGAGAUGAUUCAUCAUCAACUCGGAAAUGUCUAUAGCAAACGUGGUGAACGUUCAGCAGCGAUACAGCAUCAGCAACGUGCGAUUGCCAUUGCCCCAGAAUUCGCAGCUGCGCACUACCAGUUAGGGCUGCUCUACGCACAAGAAAAACGGUGGACUGACGCGAUAGCGUCGUAUCGGACCGCGUAUGCGCACGAUGAGACGUUAGUUGAGGCACUCUAUAAUCUCGCGCAAGCAUCCCUUCGCGCAGGGAAUCCGUCAGCCGCACGUGAGCAGAUGGCACUGUUUGAGAGGCGAAAAGCGGCACUAAUGCCGCUCCAGCAGUUGCGAGGCGCGUUGCAACGGGAGCAAGGGACAGCGGAACGCUCCCAGAUUCUCACCAACAUCGCGAGGCUCUAUCUUAAAAACGGGUUUUACGAGAAAGCGGUCUGGGAGUACCAGAAAGCACUUGGCAUGGCCCCCCAACUUGUGCUUGCUUAUAACGGUUUGGGUAUCGCUUAUACGAUGCUUGGGAAAGCACUCGGAAGCCGUUACUGCACAGCGGAAAGCAUUGGAACUCCAACCGAAUUUCGCAAAGGCAUACGCCGGACUCGGUUUGGCGUAUUUCAGUCAGAAUGA
Molecule: messenger RNA, 678 nt
Organism: Geodia barretti
Lineage: Eukaryota; Metazoa; Porifera; Demospongiae; Tetractinellida; Geodiidae
Source: the annotation of a GenBank genome assembly